AUGACCCCGCCCACCUGUGACAUCACUGAGGGGGGGCUGCAGGUAGCCCACACUUGUGAGGUCAGCACUCUGUUUGAGGAGGAAUCUUCCAUCUUCCCUCUGAAGGGGGGCUCUGUGGAUCUGUCCUGUCCCAUCGACCCCCCCGCCAGUCAGGAGGAGAUGGCGCAGUCCGCCCACCUGAUGACUCUGGGACUGUGUCGCAUCUCUGCCUGCCGUCCCGGCGGCUGCUGGACGUGCACGUGCGGUCCCACCGGGCGGGGGGGGGGGUUCGGCUGCGUGCGCUGCAGCCUACCGGCCGACAGCUGGAGUCAGCUGGAGCUGCACUGGAGGACUCACUGCAGGAGGCAGCAGCAGAAGAAGAAGAAGAAGAAGAAGAAGAAGAGGGAGGCGUCACACCUCGCUCACCACGAGACACACGCCGACCGCUCAGAUGGACGGAGGCGGCAGCUGAUUGGACGAGCAGACAGGAAGAAGGUGAAGCACCUGGACAGAGAAACAAAAACACAGGCGUCAGACAGCAGGAAGAGAACGAAGACAAAAACAGCAGAAGAAGAAGAAGAGUCGACACGUUUCUGCUGCUCGUUGUGUCACAGGAAGUUCUCCACUAAGUUGACUCUCAGACGUCACCUCGGCGUCCACGGAGGAGACAAACCCUUCACCUGUCCUACCUGUCCUUACCGGAGCAGACUGAAGGCCUCACUGCUGCAACACCUGAGGACACACACAGGUGAGAAGCCGUACAGGUGUUCUCAGUGUGAUUACGCCUCCAUUGAUCGCAGCUCUCUGAUUCGUCACUCGAGGACUCACAGUCAGGAGAAGCCGUACAGGUGUGAUCACUGUGACUACAGCAGCAUCCAGAAGAAGAGUUUGGACCUCCACGCUCGCCGUCAUCACACCGGCGAGGCGUUUCCGUGCCAACAGUGCGAGUACUCGAGUCCGGACCGCCAGCUGCUGCUGCGACACGUCCGCAGACACCACGCCCCCCCGCUGUGACCUCACGCCCCCCCGCUGUGACCUCACAGCAGCCGGACACUGUUAUUGGGCAGCUG
This is a messenger RNA of Scomber scombrus (Atlantic mackerel), 1049 nucleotides long. Its product is annotated as zinc finger protein 425. Gene Ontology annotation, molecular function: DNA-binding transcription factor activity, RNA polymerase II-specific; RNA polymerase II cis-regulatory region sequence-specific DNA binding. Gene Ontology annotation, cellular component: nucleus. The transcript is spliced from 8 exons. The coding region runs from base 1 to 993 and encodes 330 amino acids. Lineage: Eukaryota; Metazoa; Chordata; Actinopteri; Scombriformes; Scombridae. The record is from RefSeq and is a predicted model, not a curated record. Gene Ontology annotation, biological process: regulation of transcription by RNA polymerase II.